UUGGGAUGAUCAGAAUCAACGAUUCAAGAUCACACGGACCAUGGUGCAUCAAAGGAACCAAUGCAUCCUUGCCCAGAAUGGAUUCAUGAGCUCCUUUGAUGCACCAUGAUACGAGUGAUCUUGGAUCACUGAUCUGGGUCAUCUCAAAGGAACGCAUCGUUAGGAUGCACUCUUUUGGGAUGAUUCGAGUCAACAUCAAUGAUCCAAGAUCACUCUGAUCAGGGUGCAUCAAAGACACCGAUAAACUCUUGACCAGAGUGGAUUAUAAGCUCCUUUCAAGUGAUCUUGGAUCACCGAUCCUGAUCCAGGUCAUCCCAAAGGAAUGCACCCUUAAUCUCUAUUAACUGUUGUUUAUAACCAGGUUGCACCAGAUCGCGCGCUAACCUGCAUAUUUAUCGGAAAGACGUCCAUUACCAAUGUUUCAGUUACACGUUUGCAGCAAAGUGCACAUUUCGGAUGAAUUUCAAUUUUUGAUAUUUACCCGAGAGUGUCGAUAACUGAAAUAAGUCGACGCCCUUAGGGACAAUAAUCGCGUGUUAGCAAGGGGUAGCAAUGGCUGUAGCUGUCAUCAGCUUGGGAUAAUCUGAGAUAAUCGGGAUAAUCUGAGUCACUACAUGCAUGACGGAACUCGCAACGUCCAUCGUUAGCUGCAAAGAUUAUUACAAAAACAACCACAGAUGUAAUUCUUUACAGGUCACUUUAGCCAGUUGGUCUGGCGGGACUCUAAGGAGGUUGGGAUUGGUACAGCUCAGAGUAAAUCCGGGAACUUCUUUUUGGUGGCUCGCUACAGCCCCCGCGGAAAUAUAGACGGUAAAUUCAAUGACAAUGUCCGGGAUGUCGCAGAACAAUCCUCUGACAAAAGCAGUCAAGGAACUAAGGACAAUAACCAGCCUAACACUACUCCGGGCGAAUCUUCAGACAUACAGUCCAAUGGUAAAGACCAAAACACGGUUUAUUUUAAGGAGUUUAACUUUGAACCGAGUGCCACUGGAUUGGAAAACACGACUACACCAAACCUUCCUCCCCUUCAGCAGGCUAAUGUAGAGUCUGGCACGAAUGAGGGUCCAGCUGUAGAAAGCAUCCAAGAGCCUGAGACAAGCUUCUCAAGUUCAAGACCUGACAUGCACGAGACGGAGAGCAUACAACCUUCGUAUGCGGGAGUUAAUGAAAUGAAGCAAGCUCCAAGUUCUUUCCAAGAAAGUUCAUUAACCGAUCCAGGGCCCAUGAUUAAUAACGGUGACGUAGGCUCUACUGGUUUAAAUGAAAGACCGAGCUUCGCGAAUAGUGAGAUAGAUAAAAAACUAAGUUCAUUAGAGCCAGUGAGUAGUAACACAGAAGGAACACCAUUGUUUGAAGGGUCCAACAUCAAUUCCAUCAAUUUGCGGCCUCAUAAUCUGGGAUCCGAGCAUGGUGAUACAAACGCGAGACCUAGUUAUGCAAGUUCCAGUCCCACUGAGCCAAAUGCGAGACCAGGAAUCGACAGCAAUAGCGCUAAGGAGACUUCAAGUUAUGAACGCCAGGAAGAAAAGGAUGCAAAACUUGACGCUUUUGCAAAAUUACCAAUGAGUGACGAGGUGCCGACGAAGAGCAAUAAACCGCCUGGCCUUACUUAUUUAGCGCCUAUGAAUGAUAAAGUUCCCGUAGAGAAACCAUUACACAGCCCGAUAAAGUUGCCUCCUUCAAUAGCUCUCCUCACACCAAAGCGAGGAAAAGAUUUUCGAGUGGAGAUCCGCUUUCCCAAACUCCGCUACACAGAGCGGAUGCGGAUGCCGGGAAGUUUGGAUUAUGAAGAAGUCAAAAUAAACGUGACUAGGGCAAUUAUCAAACUAUACGAUGAAGAUGACGAAUUUGAAGAAGUGAAACUCAUAUCGCUGAGAAGUGGUAGCGUGAUUGCCACGCUUGGACUGCUGUUCAAGAAGGAUGCACCAGGCCAUCUCAACCGGUUAUCGCUGGCUCUACUGUCAGGACAACUUGGAAACAUGCCUGUGACGCCCAAGUACCUAUCAGCUGUUGCCCUUCCGGCCGGAUAUCUGAGACCAAGCCGACCAAUACAGAAACCAGGCACCGGAGUGUGCGCACAACCCUGCUCCAAACCAAAUGUCUGUUACCCUACCGGGUGCUCCGUGUCAUGCUGUGCUUUCCAUCCUCGCAAGUACCAUCCUCCAGCACACGCGUUACCUCCCGUACUCCCGUCAUGCCCUGGGACCUGUGACGACAACUGUUUCCCGGAUUGCGAUGACGACUGUUGUUCUGGCAUGAUGGACGCAGAGGAUGCUACUCCAGCUGCAACGUCUCCGGUGGCUGCUACUCCGGCAGCCAUGGCUCCGGCGUCCGUUAGUCCCAGCAUAACGUGCCCGGGAUCUUGCCAUUUUUCGUGUUAUCCUCAGUGCAGCCCGCAUUGCUGUGCCACACAAUAUGUCCCGAAUCCUUGUCAUCCCUCGUGCCCAGCUUACUGCGCGCCAAGUUGUGAUAACGCCUGCUGCGCGGCUAGAAAAUCAGUGGUGAACAGCCUCUCUAGAAAGUACAGCCGCUAUAGGAGUGCCCAGCGAGCAAUAGCACGUCAGCUUUACUUGAGAAAACAUCUCAGAGUGCCGUACAGACGACCCAAACUUACUCGUCCUUUACGUCCAAAGCAGAGGUCCUACUACGCGAGACGUGUAACACCUGAAAGCCUGGGACUAGAAGAAUAUGAUCGGAGCACCAUUCACUCUGCAGACGGUGCUUCCGAACAUGGCGCUAAAGCUCACUAGGGGACUGGGACCUUAACCGGUCAGUUAAAGUUUACAAAAUAGUAAAAGCUCAUCUGUAAGCUCGCAAUGAUUAUCACAGUUUGAAAAGAGGACACAAAUAUAUUUUUCCUUCCGAUAUUCAAUUAAAUACUUAGUCAUCUUUUCAGUUUUCUUUUUCAUUAAGAAAUAUUAUCAUAAAUUCGCCAUAGAUCAGUGAUAAACAUUGACCAAAAAAACUUAUUGCAGCUACAUUUCACGCGGCUAAAUAAAAACAAAACGAUGUUUAAAUAGAAUCAGAAAUAACACUGCCAUCCUGACAGUCUUGUAACAGAUUACGGAUUACUUAAGAUAGAUGGCCUAGACAAAACAAGUGCAAAUGAAAUUUAGAAUAGAUGUUACUUUUUAAUUGAAAACAAAGAUAAGGUACAUUGUAUUUCUUGUACUUCUUUCUUUGAAGUGCAAGUUGUCGAAAAAAUGUUUCAAUAAAUCUGCUUAAUUUUCAGUA
Molecule: messenger RNA, 3234 nt
Organism: Orbicella faveolata
Lineage: Eukaryota; Metazoa; Cnidaria; Anthozoa; Scleractinia; Merulinidae
Source: RefSeq, a predicted model, not a curated record